Onychostoma macrolepis is the source of this 1603-nucleotide messenger RNA. RefSeq names its product wingless-type MMTV integration site family member 2 (gene wnt2). The record is from RefSeq and is a predicted model, not a curated record. Gene Ontology annotation, biological process: cell fate commitment; multicellular organism development; neuron differentiation. The transcript has 5 exons. NCBI's taxonomy places the organism in Eukaryota, Metazoa, Chordata, Actinopteri, Cypriniformes, Cyprinidae. The coding region runs from base 260 to 1312 and encodes 350 amino acids. Gene Ontology annotation, molecular function: cytokine activity; frizzled binding. Gene Ontology annotation, cellular component: extracellular region.
UCAGCUAUCUGCAGCCACUUCAGACCGAGGAAGAGAGGAAGAGCAUCAGGCUGUGUCUGCAGCGCUACACAUCUCGCACUCCACGAUGCUUUGACGCUCAACUCACUCACUUGCGUCGCGUCGCGUCACUCCAGAGAGUUUUGAUCUGGGAGAGUAAAUAGCCGCCUCAGCACUCGAUGCACUCUGUGUUUCAUUUAUUUGUUGUUAAACCGAAGACAAGUGCCUGAACGAAUGAGUGUAUCAAUACAAAUUUUGUAAUAUGAACUUUUUGCCAAGUGGAAUAUGUUUUUAUCUGUCCGUGGCAAUUUGCUGGUUCACAUCAAGGGUCGAUGCAUCGUGGUGGUACAUGGGCACUCUUGGAUCGCAAGUGAUGUGCGACAACAUCCCGGGUUUAAUUAACAAACAACGCCAGUUGUGCCGCCAGCAUCCCAAGGUGAUGCAGGCUAUUGGAGCUGGAAUUAAAAACUGGAUCGGAGAAUGUCAGCACCAGUUCAGAAACCACCGAUGGAAUUGCAAUACCAUGGCGCGCGAGCACAAUCUUUUUGGAAGGCUUUUGCAUCGAAGCAGUCGCGAGGCCGCCUUUGUCUAUGCCAUCUCCUCAGCAGGUAUGGUCUACACCUUGACCAGGGCGUGCAGUCAGGGUGAACUAGAAAACUGCUCUUGCGACCCUGGAAAAAAGGGCUCAUCUCGCGAUGCCAAGGGAGCUUUCGACUGGGGUGGGUGCAGCGAUCAUGUUGACCAUGCGAUCAAGUUCACUCAGGUCUUCAUAGACGCCAAGGAGAGGAAGGAGAGAGAUGCACGAGCGCUCAUGAACUUGCACAACAACCGUGCAGGGAGGAAGGCAGUGAAGCGCUUUAUGAACCUUGAGUGUAAGUGUCAUGGUGUCAGUGGCUCAUGCAAUGUACGUACCUGCUGGUUAGCCAUGGCAGACUUCAGGCAGACCGGUGACUAUCUCCGCAAAAAGUACAACAGUGCCAUUCAGGUGGUGAUGAACCAGUAUGGAACCAGCUUCACUAGUGCCUACAGGAUGUUUAAGAGGCCUACCAAAAAUGACCUUGUCUAUUUUGAAGACUCACCUGACUACUGUAUAUGGGACCACGAGUCUGGAUCUGUGGGCACAGGUGGGCGAGUGUGCAACCGUACGUCCCGUGGGGCGGACAGCUGUGAGGUCAUGUGUUGUGGGCGGGGCUAUGACACAUCACGCGUGAGCCGCACCACCAAGUGUGAGUGCAAGUUCCACUGGUGUUGUGCUGUUCACUGCAGGGACUGCCAAGAAGAGGUAGAUGUGCAUACCUGCAAAACCCAGUCAUGACCCCACCACUUCUGCAGAGUAAAGAUCCCAUCUCAAACCUUUGACAUUGUACAGUGCUUUUCUGUUACAGAUUAGAUCAGACACAAAUGACCAGCAACUUAAAACCUAUGCAGAUUUGUUGUAUCUCUUCAAUGGCUGCCUCUUGAGUAGUUUUACAAUCUUUACUUACUGUUUCCCCCCCAUCAUAACACACAUAUUUAUUACAGCUUUGGAACAUAAGAAUGUUUAUCUUUAAUGUAUUUCAUAUUUUGAACUGUAAAUACAAACUCUAUGUAAUUUAAAAUAAAACAU